Pochonia chlamydosporia 170 is the source of this 216-nucleotide messenger RNA. RefSeq lists its product as hypothetical. The record is from RefSeq and is a predicted model, not a curated record. The transcript has a single exon. NCBI's taxonomy places the organism in Eukaryota, Fungi, Ascomycota, Sordariomycetes, Hypocreales, Clavicipitaceae. The coding region runs from base 1 to 216 and encodes 71 amino acids.
AUGUCGAUCGAUCGAUCACCUCGGUCGCAUUGGCCUCUGGCCUCAGAGGAGCUCAGUGCUGGAACACGAAUGAUGCCCCCCAAUGAGCCUUCCAGCCCUCAGCUGGUUGUGUGCUUCACUCACCCACCACCAUCACUACCAUCCCUGGGUCCAGUCUUGAAGUCAACUAACGAGGCAAUAUAUGCAGUUAACCCGAAAUACGUACUUAUACAGUAG